AUGAGUUCCAAAGCCGUGAAGGCGGCGGCCGAACGCUUGGCAAAGUUGGAGAUCAGUCAGAAUGAAAGGGCCGCCAAGUAUGUGGAACAAGCCCCCAGGAUACGGUUGGACGAUCUCAGAGAUAAUCCUGGUGCCAGGGUUAAGGUGAGUAAAAAUAUAACAGUUUUUAUUUUCUGUAAUGUAUACCGUUUACAAUCGAAUCAUUACAGGGUCGCCUCGUGAAAGCCCAGAUCCACAAUCAGGGCGGUCACACGGUCGGAGAACUCCAAAGAGCAGCCAAACCGCCAUUGGGAUGGGUCUGGGGAGACUUUUACAAACCAUGGCAAAGAAGAUUCCCGGGGGAGAAGCAUUUCAAUGGAGAUGUGAACAUCAGAAGGGAGUACAUCCCGUUGUCUUUGAUCGAAUUGCAACGAUUGAUUGAUCUGAAUUGGCUGGACACUAGUAGAACGAUCGAUGUCACACAAAUUUUCAACACAAAAAGACUGAAAUUGGAUCCGGACCUAAGACAAUUCGGAAUUGAUCUCACGGAUGAGGUAAGGACAGUAUAUGUUUUAUAGGGUUUGUCCACUAAAUGGAAGAGUAAAUGAUUUAUUAAUGUUUUUAAUGUUUCUCAUCAUCAGGGAGCAGAAGUAUUCACAACCCCAAUUGAUAUCGAAGUCCAAUGGGCCAGUCAGACGGUGAUCUCGGCCAUAGAAAAGGUCGGUGGACGCAUUCGGUUGGCCUAUUAUGAUCUGGAAAGUUUGAGAGCAGCCAUCGACCCAAAGGCCUUCUUCGAAUCAGGCACUCCCAUCCCCAGAAGGAAACAACCUCCGCAUUCACUCAUGAAUUUCUAUAGAAAUCCUAAAACCCGAGGGUAAGGUUGCUGUAGAAAAAAUUAUUAUCAACUUUGGUUUCACUUUUUAAUCGCUUUUUCAGUUACCUUGCGGAUGAAAACGAAAUCAGAGCCGCUUCUGAAGAACUCGCCAACAUUGUUGGGUACAAAUACGAACCCCGACACAUCGAUUCACCUCACAGAAAGUCUCCGAGCCAAAUUUUUGCUGGCCUCGAACCCGGAUCUUUAGUGUCAUUGGUCGAUAAAAAGGUUUUCCGACCCACUAAUCCAGUUCAUGAAGCGUUUUACAAAGGAGAACAAAAUGAAGUCGCUGAUCAUCUUCGUUGA
Molecule: messenger RNA, 1159 nt
Organism: Bursaphelenchus xylophilus (pine wood nematode)
Lineage: Eukaryota; Metazoa; Nematoda; Chromadorea; Rhabditida; Aphelenchoididae
Source: the annotation of a GenBank genome assembly